Messenger RNA from Rhinopithecus roxellana (golden snub-nosed monkey), 1185 nucleotides. RefSeq names its product tRNA (guanine-N(7)-)-methyltransferase-like. Gene Ontology annotation, cellular component: tRNA methyltransferase complex. Gene Ontology annotation, molecular function: tRNA (guanine(46)-N7)-methyltransferase activity. NCBI's taxonomy places the organism in Eukaryota, Metazoa, Chordata, Mammalia, Primates, Cercopithecidae. The transcript has a single exon. The record is from RefSeq and is a predicted model, not a curated record. Bases 30 to 701 code for a protein of 223 amino acids. Gene Ontology annotation, biological process: tRNA methylation; RNA (guanine-N7)-methylation.
UUCAGGUAGAGAAACCCGGGACUGGGAUCAUGGCAGCCAAGACUUGGAAUGUGGCCAGAGCAGAGGCCCCGCAGCCCCAGAAGCACUACUACAGGCAAUGUGCUGGCUCCAACCCCAUGGCGGACCACACACUGCACUAUCCUGUGAAGCCAGAGGAGAUGGACUUGUCUGAGCUAUACCCAGAGUUCUUCGCUCCACUCACUCAAAAUCAGAGCCAUGAUGACCCAAAGGGUAAGAGAGAAAAGAGAGCUCAGGCCCAAGUGGAGUUUGCAGACACAGGCUGUGGCUAUGGUGGCCUGUUAGUGGAACUAUCACCGCUGUUCCCAGACACACUGAUUCUGGGUCUGGAGAUCUGGGUGAAGGUCUCAGACUAUGUACAAGACUGGAUUCGGGCCCUACGUGCAGCUCCUGGAGGUGGCUUCCAGAACAUUGCCUGUCUCUGUAGCAAUGCCAUGAAGCAACUUCCUACCUUCUACAAGGGCCAGCUGACAAAGAUGUUCUUCCUCUUCCCCAACCCACAUUUCAAGCAGACAAAGCACAAGUGGCGAAUCAUCAGUCCCACCCUGCUAGCAAAAUGUGCCUAUGUGCUGAGAGUUGGGGGACUGGUAUAUACCAUAACCUAUGUGCUGGAGCUACACGACUGGAUGUGCACUCAUUUUGAAGAGCAUCCGCUGUUUGAGCAUGUACCUCUGAGGACCUGAGUUAAGACCCCAUUGUGGGACAUCUAGGUACCUCAACUGAGGAGGGGAAGAAUUCUACGUAAUGGAGGGAAGAAGUUCCCAGCCAUCUUUCGAAGAAUACAAGAUCCCAUCCUACUGCCUGGUCACUGACUGCUUACUCUACCUUAGCUGGACCUCAUCUUCCAGGGACUAGAGAAAAGAGCAGGAGCCCUGGGUCUUCCCAGUUGAGACUGCUGGAGCUGAGACACAGUAUUCUCUCAAAGAAGGUGGGGAGCUACCCAGGGCAGAACCCACUGGUGUUCAUGACUACCUCUGGCUCCUCUCACCUUGUCCCUCCACUCCCAACAGAAAACAAAGCAGCUGACUGAGGUGGUCAAAAGACUUUGGGCCAUAGGGGAUCUUUGGAAGGCUGUGGGGUCUUGCUCUCCCUUAGCAGUCCCUUCUCCUUGGGAGAUCUCUCCUCAGCUGGAAUGAGGAAUGUAGUCCAUCUAAACUGCUUGCUAGG